Messenger RNA from Eriocheir sinensis (Chinese mitten crab), 1269 nucleotides. RefSeq lists its product as uncharacterized. The transcript has 2 exons. Bases 36 to 608 code for a protein of 190 amino acids. The record is from RefSeq and is a predicted model, not a curated record. NCBI's taxonomy places the organism in Eukaryota, Metazoa, Arthropoda, Malacostraca, Decapoda, Varunidae.
UCGGGGGCGGGAGUAAACCAAGCAUCGUUAGACAGAUGGCACACACGGUUGAGUCCCUCCAAAAAAAUUCCUCAACAAAGCCGAUUUGGGACGCCAUGAUUGAGGCCAAUCAGCUGGCGGUUGACUGUGUCAAGAGCUUGGAAGACGCGCUCUGGCUUCCAGGGGGCUGUAUGCAAAAGCACCAGGUGAAGACAGCUUUCGAGUUGUUUUUUUACUUAUUUCAUAUUUCAGAGAAGAACCGCCGUUCUGCCCUUCCUUUGGCCUUCAAACCGAGCGGGAAGUUGGUUGACUUCGUCUCAGAGUUAGAGGUCAAGGUUCAGGAACACCCUCACCAUCAACCCCUCGCCACAGCAGCAGCAUUGCAAGCACAAAAUCAUGAUGUUGCGUUUUCUGACCAUCUUGUUGUCCCUCGGCUCCCUGCUUGCAACAACACCCAUCCAUCUGAAGCCUGGUGCCCUCACGGCACACAUAGGAGAGGUCUUCCUCAUAGAAGAUGUGCUCCUCGUAAAAUAUCCAUAUACUUCCUUGACCAACACCACGGACACACUCAGGAUAGUCUCAGAAAAACUACUCGGCAUGGCAGACGCCAUCCGGGCUACCAAGACUAGGGAAUCAAAGGCUCCUUCUAGUACCAACUCUGACUCUUUUUCAACUACUGGAGGAUAGGAUUCUGUUCUUACGGGGAAAAGUUGAUGAGGUAAACAUGGAUUAUAGUUUUCACUCAGUUCACUCUCGGGUAAAGAGGGGGUUGCUCAACAUCGUUGGGUCCGCCUCAAAGUUCCUUUUCGGUACGGCUACCGACGAGGACGUUCGCGUUUUGCGGGACCACUACGCUCAUGUACUUUCCUUUGCUGCUCGAAAUCGCAGGGUGAUCAAUGCCAAUUGUAGGAAACUUGCGCAAUUGCAUACUAACAUUGCGGUCCUGCUAGAGCAGACAAAUAAGAUGGUAGAGGUUAUCAACAUAGUUGUCAAACAGAUCGACCAGGUGAAUCAGUUUCUCCUCCUAGAUCAGGCCUUGCAUGUAUUGGAAAACGUCAUUACCUCCGUCGCAACGGCUAAUCAGCAGGUUAUUAGCAACAUGGUUGAUGCAGCGCACGGUAGAGUCACACCUGCCUUGGUCCCUCUACACGAUUUGAGAACGACUGUCCAGAUCGGGUAUCAAAAUUAUAGCCUGACGCCUUUAUUCACCCCGGACAUGAGUCAAUAUUUUUACCCCUUGAUUGAGUCCAGCCUCACCCCUGAUGCCAUAAUCAUUCAUGUUCCGUUUCA